AGGGGACGCGCAGUGUCGCGGACGCGCCUGGAGGGCGGGCUCGGGAAGGGGGAGUGUCCGCGCGCCGCCGCCGCCGCCGCCACAGUUCCAGUUUCUGCCGGAGAACUCGCAGCAUCUCUCGGAGACAUCCAGCCACUCCGUGCACCCGGACGCCGCGCUCCAGGGUCUGUGGGUGCCCAGCAAAAGCAGGAGCUGCUGCAGACCGCGGGGCGGCGGGACGGCCCCUGUCCCCUCCCCUCCGUCAUCCCUGCCGGCGGACUCCCGGGUCAUGGGGAACACUGCGAUCGCCAAGAAAGGCAGCGAAGUGGAGAGCGUGAAAGAAUUUCUAGCCAAAGCCAAAGAAGACUUUCUGAGGAAAUGGGAGAACCCUCCCCCGAGUAAUGCUGGGCUUGAGGAUUUUGAAAGGAAGAAAACCCUGGGGACGGGUUCCUUUGGAAGAGUCAUGCUGGUGAAGCAUAAAGCCACUGAGCAGUACUACGCCAUGAAGAUCUUAGACAAGCAGAAGGUUGUUAAGCUGAAGCAAAUAGAGCACACUUUGAAUGAGAAAAGAAUACUGCAGGCAGUGGAGUUUCCAUUCCUUGUUCGGCUGGAGUAUUCUUUUAAGGAUAAUUCUAAUUUAUACAUGGUUAUGGAAUAUGUCCCUGGGGGAGAAAUGUUUUCACAUCUAAGAAGAAUUGGAAGGUUCAGUGAGCCCCAUGCCCGUUUCUAUGCAGCCCAGAUCGUACUAACUUUUGAGUACCUUCAUUCCCUCGACCUCAUCUACAGAGAUCUCAAGCCGGAAAACCUCUUGAUUGACCACCAGGGUUACAUCCAGGUCACAGAUUUUGGGUUCGCCAAAAGAGUCAAGGGCAGGACUUGGACAUUAUGUGGCACUCCAGAGUACCUGGCCCCGGAGAUCAUCCUGAGCAAGGGUUACAAUAAGGCGGUGGACUGGUGGGCCUUGGGUGUGCUGAUCUAUGAGAUGGCUGCUGGCUACCCCCCGUUCUUCGCUGACCAGCCAAUUCAGAUUUACGAGAAGAUUGUUUCUGGAAAGGUCCGGUUCCCAUCACACUUCAGCUCUGAUCUCAAGGACCUUCUGCGGAACCUGCUGCAGGUGGAUCUGACAAAGCGAUUCGGGAACCUGAAGAACGGUGUGAGUGACAUAAAGACCCACAAGUGGUUUGCCACGACUGACUGGAUUGCUAUUUACCAGAGAAAGGUUGAGGCUCCCUUCAUACCAAAGUUCAGAGGCUCUGGCGAUACCAGCAACUUCGAUGACUACGAAGAAGAAGAAAUCCGUGUGUCUAUAACAGAAAAAUGUGGAAAGGAAUUUUGUGAGUUUUAGGGAGGAAAAGGAUUGCCUCGAGCUCGCACUCAGUCCUUGCACGCUGUGGAGGUGGAAGGUGGAGCCGAGACCUGCUUGUUGGAGCGGGUUCCAAUCCUUCAUUCCAGCAACUGCGUAAGGUCUUUCCUGCGUCAUCAGUGUGCGCUCUGCAACCACCUGUGUACCCAGGCACCGCUCCGCAGCAUUGUCUGUGCCGUCACGCGGUGUACACCACGUCCUCCCGGUUUGGUUUUCCUCCACCCUCCCACGUCCUUCUCAUUCACUUCUCUGACCAGUGCUCCCUUUUUUUUCUUGGUGUUUCAGGCAGUGUUAUGGCUGUUUGAUAUUUAAAAGGAAAGCUACAUGUUGCUUUUUGUAGUUUUGAGCGAUAUUUUUGCUGACCAGUGGCUUGAAGAUAAACUCUUUAAUGAUUAUUUUUAUUUUGAGUAGCUUGGACUCAGUUUUGCCAAAACUCUUAGUAAUUGAAGAUGGAAUGUCGUCUCAGCACGGGGAUUUGCAUAACUGACGAGCCCUUUGCAGGGGUCGCUGAUGUAGCAGUACAUUAGAGCACCUAGAGAGCAGUGAGGGUUCCUGGGCGAGGCUUCACUCCCCUGGGCCUUCCAGUCUUUCUCCUCGUGGGACCAGACAGCUGCCUCAUUUGUCAGGAAAAGGGAGGGGCGUGGCUCCUUGCCCCAGCUGCCUCCCUUGGUCCCAACAUCUCUGUGGGUUAGGAGAGAGGCCUAAGGUUUGUAAGCCUUCGUUCUUCCACGGGGACUUUAGCCAGUAUUUCAGGAAAGUGUGACUGAUAAAUGACACUUUGUGAGGUUUCUCAGUCCUCAUGGGCGGGUUCUUAAGGGAAAAGAGCAAACAUGGAUUUGGAUAAAUGCUGUCAGCAGAAGCCUUGAUUCCUGCUUGCAGCUUAGAGAUUCUCUCCUUUAAGGGAGCUUUUCCGUGUGCUUUGGUUCGGAACAGGUAAGAACAAGAGCAGAGCAGCUGCUCUUGCUUCCUCCUCUGAGGGAAGAAGAUGGCGGCAGCACUGCUGCAGCCUUGACUUGCAUCCCUGCCAGGCCAGAGACAGGAGAAGGCAAAGCUUAGGAAACUGCCACACUUGUAUAUAAUGUUGAGGCGCGACAUCUUUAAGUCGUCAGAACUGCUAACCUCAUCUUUCUCCUCCAUAGACAGAGUGUCUGAUCGUGCAGAUUCAGUUUUCAUAUUCGCUUUUCCUUAACUUUUCUAUACUUUUUGCCAAUUGACUUAAUAAUGUUGCCAUCAUGAGGAAAUUUCAAGCACUCUUGCACAUUUAGUUCAGUGUUUCUUUGUGAAUAAAUGGCUUAACUUUUUUUUACUAUAUUUUCAUUUUAAUUUUUUCAUCUCAUUUUAUCUCUGUACCAGUGACCUACCUUAAAUAAUCCACUCACCCAAAUAGUUUAAAAAUAUUUCAUUUCAUGAUCAAUCUCCAAGGAUCUAAGAUUGUUUUAAGUCCAACAAACCCUGAUGUAUAUAGAGUCUCUAUCUGUCUCCUUACUGGUGCAGGUAGGUCAUUGGCAGCACUGCUAGUCACAUGUACACACCUUCACCAAGCCCUUCAUAUGCGCACACACACACCAAGCCCUUCAUAUGCACACACACACACCAAGCCCUUGAAGACAUUGGAUGUCCUACCUGAGACCUCCUCUCCACCUAUUUGCAUGUGUUUUGGUUGUCAAGUGUUUCUGCAUGGCAAUGUCCCACAAUAACAAGUAAUGAUUUCAGUUGUCCACCUGUAUUUAAAAUGUGCAAGAAAAAUUGAAAUACUCUGCUGUAGCAAGUUUUAUGUAACAAAGAUAUAUCAUCGUAUUAAUAAAUUGAAAACAUUAUUUGUAUAAAAUACUUUAUUUACUUUUUUGUAUUUCAUUUAAACCCAAGAACAUGCUAAUCAUGUGUUCUAUGUAUGCUACAAAUUCUCUGGUAGCGUUGUUGUAUAUUAUUGUAAAAUUAUUUCAGUAAAUCAUGGGGAAUGACAAUUUGACUAUUAUAAUUUAGUUUUAAAAAACUGAACAGAUUUCUAUGAAUCCUAAAAAUAUUUUUUUCUAUAAAAUUAUUCGUACCCAGCUAGAAUCUCUCCAGGUUGAUGACCCCUAGGCAUAUGUUGGUUUCUGGGCUUCCCAGCCAUUCCACUUUACUGUCUCUUUUGAAGUACAUGAGCAAACCUUCAGCUGUGUCAAGGGGUCUAUUUCUGACUAACCAAGUACACUAAAUUGGAAUAUUUUUAACAUGCCUAAAAUUUCCAUUUUUAGCCACAGCUGAAAAGAUUUUCUUUAAAAACUUGAAAUAGUAAGUCGGUGGCAAAAACCAGUAUUUUAUUCAAAUUAUAUUACGUAAGACAGAAGAAAUGGUGUUUUGCCCAGUAAAUCAAGAGAUGGCAUUGAUAGGACUGAGAGGGGAACUUUCUGGCAUUGUACAGACAGAGGGCAGAGACAGGCACUGUGUGGGACUCUGAUUCCCCGGGUCAGGCCAGGGUUCCCUCCUUAGCCAGUAUUCUCAACGGAUAUCAUGCUUUGGACUAAGUCUCUACAGUCACACAUUUCUGCGCAUCCUUCCUCUUACCUUUGACAAUGUGCUGAAAAUCCUUUGACUAUCAUAAAGGCCUUGUCUCUCCCAUUCCUUACUCCCUCACUGAUGCUAAGUAUACACUUGAUAUCAAGCUGCCAGCCUACCAAAAAGGUGCCGUGGCUUAUGGGCACUGCUGUCUUGUUCUUGGUGUGUACUCGUACUGAUUGCCCCUGGGUCGGAAAAAAAAAUGCUCAUUGUAAACCCAAAAGCAGACAAUUAUCUUUUCCCACUGACUGUAUUUCUUUCCUUCUGCUUGUUGUAAGAAUCAAAUGAAAUAAUGUAUGUAAAGGCACCUUGUAAACUGUAAGCUUUCAAUGUAAGACGUAAGGUGUGUUAUCUCAUUAACUAGUUCUUCGUUUAGAGUGCAAUUUCCUAUGCGCUAGUAUAGCUAGGAAAUGCUGAAAAUGUGUUUUUUAAUUCAUCAAUAACCGCAAAAUUAAAGUAUGUUCAAAGGA
Molecule: messenger RNA, 4350 nt
Organism: Mastomys coucha (southern multimammate mouse)
Lineage: Eukaryota; Metazoa; Chordata; Mammalia; Rodentia; Muridae
Gene: Prkacb
Product: protein kinase cAMP-activated catalytic subunit beta
Exons: 10
Coding region: 269-1324 (351 amino acids)
Biological process (GO): peptidyl-serine phosphorylation
Cellular component (GO): nucleus; cAMP-dependent protein kinase complex
Molecular function (GO): ATP binding; cAMP-dependent protein kinase activity
Source: RefSeq, a predicted model, not a curated record